This is a messenger RNA of Thamnophis elegans (Western terrestrial garter snake), 748 nucleotides long. RefSeq names its product stathmin 2 (gene STMN2). Gene Ontology annotation, biological process: neuron projection development; regulation of microtubule polymerization or depolymerization; microtubule depolymerization. The coding region runs from base 97 to 636 and encodes 179 amino acids. The record is from RefSeq and is a predicted model, not a curated record. Gene Ontology annotation, molecular function: tubulin binding. Gene Ontology annotation, cellular component: growth cone; cytoplasm; neuron projection. NCBI's taxonomy places the organism in Eukaryota, Metazoa, Chordata, Lepidosauria, Squamata, Natricidae. The transcript is spliced from 5 exons.
GACUCAGUGCCUUAGUCUCCUCGCGCGCGCGCUCUCUCCACUGCUGUAGCUGGACCUCUUUGCCUUCGCAAGCUCGGAGCUUCUGUAGCACCUACAAUGGCUAAAACUGCAAUGGCUUAUAAAGAAAAGAUGAAGGAGCUGUCCAUGCUUUCUUUGAUCUGCUCCUGUUUUUACCCAGAAUCUCGCAACCUUAAUAUAUACACAUAUGAUGAUAUGGAAGUCAAACAUAUCAACAAACGUGCCUCUGGCCAAGCUUUUGAACUCAUCUUAAAGCCGCCAUCUCCUAUCUCUGAAGCACCACGAACUGUAGCCUCUCCAAAGAAGAAAGAUGUGUCCCUUGGAGAGAUCCAGAAAAAGCUGGAAGCUGCAGAAGAAAGGAGAAGGUCCCAGGAGGCCCAGGUGCUGAAACAACUGGCAGAAAAGAGAGAACAUGAACGAGAAGUCCUUCAGAAGGCUUUGGAGGAGAACAAUAACUUCAGCAAAAUGGCAGAGGAAAAACUGAUACUGAAAAUGGAACAGAUCAAAGAAAACCGUGAAGCUAACUUAGCUGCUCUUGUUGAACGUCUUCAGGAGAAGGAAAGGCAUGCUGCAGAGGUCCGCAGAAACAAGGAGCUCCAGGUGGAACUGUCUGGCUGAGCCCAGCAGUAGAGGGAGUCGGAUAACUCCCCUGCCUAUAUUAUUACAGAUCAUGAAAUAUUAGUAUAGGAAAUGUAUGACAUGGUUUAAAAAAAAUGAAUCAAGAACUCAA